AUGGCGUUUUUAGAAUGGCGUCGAUUUACCUUCUUUGAUGUACACAAAAAUGUAGAUGGGGGGAAAAUUGCUGAAUGUCUGCAGGAUACUACAGUCUCUGCAACAACAAGUGGCCACAAUCAUAUAGUUGUGUGUGAUGUGACAGGCCUGGCACAUGUCAUAUCCCGGUCCUGGGAAAUCCUGUCCUUCAAGGCAUAUGAGUUGACCAUUACACUUGCACAACAGCUGCCACAUGAUCCAUUCUUAGUAACUAUUGGGGAAGAUGAGCCGGGUAUGAAUCCAUUAAUUAAAGUAUGGGACUGGUCACGUAAUGAUAGACAUCCAAGCUGCUCGUAUCUUUCCCGUGCAGUACCAUCUCAUAUGCGUCAAACUCCAGCAACAGCUCUUGCAGUUCAUAAUAAGAAUCUUCUAGCAGUUGGAUUUCAAGAUGGCUCUGUGUCAUUAUUCCGUGGUGAUAUUGCUAGACAGCGAAGCGUCAAGAUGAAAACUUUACCAGACUCUGGAACUAGCCCCAUUACUGGACUUGCUUUUAAGGGCGCGGACAAGUUGUUCGUGGUGAGCCGGUCGUGUGUGAUGGUGUACUGGCUGGCGGCGGAGCGCUGCGUGACGCUGGACGCGAUGGGCGCCGCGCCCGCCUGCAGCGUGCUGGCUGACAGGCACUGCUUCACUGUCGCCGCCACAGACGCGAUAUAUUGCUACACCACAGAAGGUAGAGGCCCUUGUUACGCCCUAGCUGGUGAGAAAGUUCGCAUAAACUGGUUCCGUAACUACCUGGUUAUUGUCACCAACGAGUCACCAACAAAGUCAACAGCAUCCACCAGCAACGCACCUGUUCCUAAAUCACACAAUCUAACUAUAUUAGACAUUCAAAACAAGUCCAUUGUAUUUGCGAAAACAUUCGAAGAAAUUGAUGCGGUUUUAACCGAGUGGGGAUCAUUCUAUGUUCUCACUAAGAAUAAAGAGAUGAUAUAUCUAGAAGAAAAAGAUCUCCAGUCGAAGCUGUCGUUGCUAUUCAAAAAGAACCUUUACGACGUCGCGAUAAGGAUAGCAAGCAGUCAGCACUACGAUGUUGAGGGAUUGACUGAGAUUUAUAAGCAAUACGGUGAUCACUUAUAUAGCAAGGGUGACCUUAAAAGUGCAAUAGACCAAUACGUUAAAACUAUUGGUUGGUUAGAAACAUCAUAUGUGAUACGAAAGUACCUUGAAUCCAGACAUCUGGAGUCCUUAGUCCAAUAUUUAGAGGUGCUUCAUAAAAAAGGAUUUGCUACCGAAGACCAUACAACGUUAUUGCUUACAUGCUAUGUGAAAAUCGAUCAACAUGAUCAACAGGGAAAGCUAAAAGAAUUUAUAAAUUCAAAGGAUAAGGCAAUCGAUUUUGAUGUCGACGUAGCCAUUAAGGUAGUACGACAAGUGAAUGCAGACGAUGCUCUAUCUCUGGCGGCGAACCAUAAACGUCACGAUUGGUACCUCAAGAUCGUUCUAGAAGAUAAAAAGGAAUACAUAAAAGCCUUAGAUUAUAUUGCAGAACUAGAGUUUGAAGACGCCGAUAUGUAUAUGAAGAAAUAUGGCCACAAAUUGAUACAGCAUGAGCCCGAGGAGAGCACCAAGCUAUUAAAAUUACUUUGCACCGACUAUAAACCGCGAAGUAAACCUUUGGUUGAUGAAAGUUCCUUAUCGGGUGGAUAUAGAGAACUUGUCAGGGCUCUUCCAGAUGACUAUAUCCAUAUGUUCCUAUGCAAUUCCGAACGUCUGAUCGAGUUCCUUGAGCAUAUGAUAUCUGCUACGGAUGCGAAGUGUUCAAGCCUAGUGUACAACGCGCUUAUUGAGCAUUAUAUACAUGUCUGGGCAAAACUUCCCGACGCUGAGAAGCCUCAAUACGAACAGAAAAUAUUUACGGUGCUAAAAGACCCUGAAGCGAACUACGAUAAAGAUCAGACGUUAAUUAUUUGUCAGAUGCUCGGAUUUAAAGCAGGAAUUUUGCACUUGUAUGAGGAGAAAAAAUUAUGGCGCGAAACUCUAUCAUUACAUUUACGAAGUGGCGCAGCGGAAUCAGCGCUGGAAGUGUGUAGGCGACGCGGGGCCGCAUGUCCGCAGCUGUGGCGUGACAUGUUGCGAGCAUCUCCUCCUUCGCAUUGUCUACCCGAGCCGCUGCGAGUGGCCGCGGAAUCAGCGCUGGAAGUGUGUAGGCGAUGCGGGGCCGCAAGUCCGCAGCUGUGGCGUGACAUGUUGCGAGCAUCUCCUCCUUCGCAUUGUCUACCCGAGCCGCUGCGAGUGGCCGCCACAGAGAAGCUUCUAUCACCUAUUCUAGUCAUUGAUUGCCUUGCCAGUUCACAGUCAUACACACUUGGAGAUGUACGCAAAUACCUUAUGGACGUUUUGAAAUCGGAGGAAGAAGUGAUAAACAGAGAGCAAGAACUGGCCGCAAAAUACAAAAGUGAGACUGAGAAAAUGAAAGCGCACAUACAAGUGAUUCAAAAUGAGCCGAUCACUUUCCAAAGUUCGAGAUGCGCGGCGUGCAAUAGACCAUUGGAGUUGCCCACUGUUCAUUUCUUCUGUCAGCACUCUUUCCAUCAGCACUGCUUCCAAAGCUUCUCGGAGACGGAAUGCGAAUGCCCGGCGUGCUCUCAGCCGAAACAGCGCAGCGAACCGCCUCCACAAACUGCUGAAACGUUGCACUCGCGACUGCACAAGGAACACGACCCAUACGCAGUGGUGUCCGAGUACUUCGGGCGUGGUCUAUUCAACAAGCUAACGGUGGUGACGGGGAGCUCGCAGGACACUAUUGCGUCCGCCCCCGCCCCCGCUUCAGUGUCCGCGGCCGCACCCGCUCCCACUCCAGCGCAGCAAACGUACGGCCCGGGUGCCGAAGCUAAACUACGGCUACAAGAAGGACAGAGCAAGCAAGUAUUCGUUCCAAACACAACAAAACAAAUGGCACCGAAAGGCACUGCUGUUAUCCCAGUGCCGGAGGGAAGAAUGCGUCUAAUGGAGCAACAGCAGUACGCGUCUAGUCUUGAAGCCAACAUGACCAAGCUAGAACCUAAAGUUCAUGCCAAGCCGUCGCCAUAUGCAUCGCCGACGGCCGCUAGGAAAAAAAUUCAAGAACCGAGUGAUUCGCCCAAAAUAUCAUCAGCAAUAUACAAUGGAGCCAGCAAGAAUCCAUUUGAAGACGACACGUACGACGAAACUAAAAAUCCAUUCUCAGAUGAAAAUGGAAGCAAGGAUCCGACAAACCCCUUCGCGGAGGAGUACGAAUACGAUAAGAAUUUGAAUCCCUUUACGUGA
Parnassius apollo (apollo) is the source of this 3285-nucleotide messenger RNA. Lineage: Eukaryota; Metazoa; Arthropoda; Insecta; Lepidoptera; Papilionidae. The record is from the annotation of a GenBank genome assembly.